UCAUGCUAGAGGGGGAGGACUGAGAGUGUGUGAGCAAUGUCGGCGCAGGGAGCGCGGCCAGCCUUUGGGGUGAUGCUCUUUUCGAAGUCGUGCGCAGCCCUGGGCACUUUGUUGUUUGUUUUGUUGGGUCUGCUGUUGGUCCGGCAGCUCCUUAAACAGAGGAGACCUCGUGGUUUCCCACCGGGUCCCACCGCUCUACCUCUCAUAGGUAACCUCUUGUCACUCAUCAAUGAACCACACGUCUUCUUGAAGAAGCAGAGUGAAAUUCAUGGACAGAUUUACAGCCUUGAUCUUGGUGGUAUAUCAACUAUUAUCGUCAAUGGGUAUGAUGCAAUCAAAGAAUGCCUUGUUCACCAGAGUGAUAUUUUUGCAGACAGACCAUCUCUACCUCUCUUUAAAAAGCUGACUAACAUGGGAGGGCUGUUGAACUCCAAAUAUGGUCGUGGCUGGACUGAUCAUCGUAAGAUUGCUGUCAACUGUUUUCGUUGUUUUGGACCAGGUCAAAAGGACUUCGAAAACAAAAUUUCUGAAGAAUGUAUGUUUUUUUUAGAUGCUAUUGACACAUACAAAGGAAAGCCUUUUGAAGCCAAAUGGCUUGUAACUAACGCAGUUUCCAACAUCACAAACCUAAUUAUUUUUGGAGAGCGUUUCACGUAUGAUGAUAAAGAGUAUCAGCACAUGAUUGAAAUAUUUAGUGAAAAUAUUGAGCUGGCAGCCAGUGUAUGGGUGUUUUUGUACAAUGCUUUCCCUUGGAUUGGGAUCCUGCCUUUUGGAAAACAUAAACGCUUAUUUAAAAAUGCGGCAGAGGUGUAUGACUUUUUGCAAGAGAUUAUACAGCGGUUUUCACAAAACAGAACAUCGCAGAAACCUCGGCAUCUGAUUGAUUCAUAUUUGGAUGAACUGGAAAAUAACAUGAAUGAUCCUGAAUCUUCCUUAACAACGGAAAACUUAAUUUUUACAGUUGGGGAACUUAUUAUAGCUGGAACUGAGACUACAACUAAUGCACUUAGAUGGGCCAUCUUGUACAUGGCACUGUAUCCAAAUAUUCAAGAAAAGGUACAUCAAGAAAUUGACAGUGUAAUGGGAAAAAAUCAAAUACCUUCUCUGGAACACAAGCCACGGAUGCCAUACACAGAGGCAGUUCUACAUGAAGUUCUUCGAUUUUGCAAUAUAGCUCCACUUGGUAUUUUUCAUGCAACUGCCAAGAAUACAGUAGUACGAGGUUAUUCCAUUCCAAAGGGAACUACGGUUAUAACAAAUCUUUACUCUGUACACUUUGAUGAGAAAUAUUGGAGUGCUCCUGACGUAUUUUGCCCUGAAAGGUUUCUGGACGGCAACAAACAAUUUGUGAGGAAGGAAGCAUUUGUUCCAUUUUCUAUCGGACGAAGGAAUUGUCUUGGAGAAAAGCUUGCAAGAAUGGAGCUAUUUCUGUUUUUUACCAUGUUAUUACAAAGAUUUCAUCUUCAUUUUCCACCAGGAACUAUUCCAAAUCUGAAACCUAAAAUGGGAAUGACAUUGCAGCCUUAUCCAUAUCUUAUCUCAGCUGAAAGACGGUGAAGUAAAGGGAGCGUUACCUCCAAUUAAAAUAAAAGAAAGAGCAAUCUAGAGUUCAAAAUGUUUGGUGUAAUGAAUUCUCUUUCAUUUGUCUAAAUCUAUACUUUAAUCUUGUGAUCGAAGCUAUCUUGAAUGAAGGUAGUGUAAAGUGCCCAAAAAAGUUAGAAUCACACAGUGCAAAAGAAGAUCAUAAGGCAGGUAGCAUCUGGAUCACCACUUUAAAAUCACUAUCCAUUUUAUUCCAUGCCUCUACUCUUUCCCUGUAGUCCUACUAACAUCCUAUUUAUGGUACACAUAUUUUGAAAAUUCCUAAUGAAUCUGCUCCUACCACCUUCUCAGGCAGUACAUUCCAGAUCUUACUACUUGCUGUCUGAAAACAUUUUCUCAUCGCUCAUCUGUUUCACCAAUUAUCUUAAAUCUCUGGUUACCAGUCUUGCUGGCAGAACACUUCUCAUUUUUCCCAUCAAAACCCCUCCCCCUCAACAAUCAUUUAUGUCUGAUGAAUCCCAUCUUCCAUAGUGUCUUCAUGGAACUGAAGUCUGUUAUCCAUGCUAUAAUUCUAGUAAAUAGCCUUUUUACCUUUUCUCAGGCAUGAUAUAAACGAUCAAAAAUGGGGCAUGGAAUUGGACACAAAAAUCCAAAUGAGGCCUCACCAAUAAUUUCUCAGGUUUCAGCAUCACUUCCUUACUGUUUUAUUCCAUAUCUCCAUAAAAUCAAAUAUCCCAUAAUUUUAACAGCCUCAUCAACUGGUUAUAAACUUUUCAAAGAGCAUGAUGUGCUGAAUUGUUUUGUAUAUUAUCUAUUCUAAUUUAUCGUUCCAUCUUCAAAAACUGCCAGCUGUUUUUGCAUCUUAUUUUAAAUUACACUUUUUUGCAUACAUUAUUCUCUUUACUUUUCUUUCUAAACUGCAUCACUUCAUACUUCUCUGCUUUAGACCUGCAAAAUUCAUAUCUUUAAACUAGGUGAUUAAUUCCAGUAACGGCAUCCUUGUUUUCAAAUACAGUUGUAACAUGGAGAACAUGAAACAGAUAAUUCAUGCAAGCAAACUGCCUUGCACCCAGAUAUUUUUAGUUUUUGGUAAAUUGCAUGUUUUUCUCAAAUCUCUAUAUUGACUUAAAUGGUGGUGAUCAGCUGCUAAGCCUCUGCCAGCAUUGUUCUAUAAUAAACUACCACAUAAUAUUCAACUCGUCUUUAAUAACCAGGUAUCCUUCCUUUCUAUAAAGAAAUGUUUUUCUUUAUUAACUCAGGAGAGUGGAUAUGAUUUGUAUGCCAGUGCCACUUUAUUCUUGAAUGCCUUCUAUUCAGGGUUGUGAGUUUCUGCCAUGGGUCUGUCUGCAAAUAUUCAGGCUAAUUCUCAACCUGUAGAUCUUGGACAGAUGGGAUUGGAUGUGUCAGGAGGUAGAUGGAUCAAGAGUGCAAGAUUAUCUUCCUUUCUUCUCUAACUUGACUUUGCUUCCUCGCUAAGGCAUUAGGACUCAAAGCAAGACACCAUUCUGAACAAUUAGGAGCAAGCUCCUUCCCGUCAUUAAGCUCAACAUCACCAUGAUUCUUAGCAUCUUUGAAGUGUUUUCAUUGUCCUUCCCUGGAAUAUUAACCAUUUAAGAGCUGAUAGGCUCCUCUGGCAGGGGAAAUGGAUUUUGGCAGUUCAAACAAAGUGGGCAGUCAAUUAAAGUUUAUCUUACAGAAGACUGCAUGAAAGCUUAUUGACCUUGCUUGAAAAAGAACACUCCCAAUUAAACAGAAAUGAAUCAUAGUUAGAAAAGCAAUAUACUCCUAUCCACAAUCAUCCUCCAGCAAGUGUUUGUUGAGAACACUGUUAUCUUUUGUUAAGUAGUAGUUAUUUACAGGAUGACUACAGAAUUAACUGCAGCACUGUUACUAACAAUGAUAGUUAAUAGUUCAGUAGAAGAAAUGAGAACAAAAAAUGUAAUCCACAUAAUCUUCGACUGUAAAUAUAACAUUCCUACAGUUAAAAUUUUUAUAAAAAUAUUUCACUCUGUUGUUGGUCUGUUGUUCUUGUAUAGCUACCACAUUAGUUUGUUAUUGUUCACAUAAUUAUAUGUACUUUUUGUAUUAGAAUUUAAUUUGUGGGAGCACGUAUGCAUGGAAAAUAAAUGUGAUGUUCAAGAGAUUAAUAACAGGAUGCAAAAUGAAGCUGUGAAAUGCAUUUCUGAUCUUGGAACCGAAGCAGACACCUUGGCAACAUUUAAUUAGAGUAGAUGGUUGAAGGAAAAGGUAAAAUAAAUGGAUCUGUGUCGUAUAAAGGUACAGGAGAUUAAAAUUACAGUUUGUGUGAAGAAUAAGAGCAUAAGAGACAGGAGCAGGCUCUUCGGCUUUACAAGUCUCUUCCCCGAUUCAAGUGAAUUACCUUACGCCUCAACACUACCUUUCCACUAUCCCUAUGUCCCAUAAGUGGGCACUCACACUAGUUAAACUUAUGUA
Stegostoma tigrinum is the source of this 3996-nucleotide messenger RNA. It is a transcript of the gene cyp2r1, whose product is annotated as vitamin D 25-hydroxylase. Gene Ontology annotation, molecular function: oxidoreductase activity, acting on paired donors, with incorporation or reduction of molecular oxygen, reduced flavin or flavoprotein as one donor, and incorporation of one atom of oxygen; heme binding; iron ion binding. The coding region runs from base 37 to 1557 and encodes 506 amino acids. Gene Ontology annotation, cellular component: intracellular membrane-bounded organelle; cytoplasm. The transcript has 5 exons. Lineage: Eukaryota; Metazoa; Chordata; Chondrichthyes; Orectolobiformes; Stegostomatidae. The record is from RefSeq and is a predicted model, not a curated record. Gene Ontology annotation, biological process: xenobiotic metabolic process.